Hirsutella rhossiliensis is the source of this 948-nucleotide messenger RNA. RefSeq lists its product as uncharacterized. The record is from RefSeq and is a predicted model, not a curated record. The transcript has a single exon. NCBI's taxonomy places the organism in Eukaryota, Fungi, Ascomycota, Sordariomycetes, Hypocreales, Ophiocordycipitaceae. Bases 1 to 948 code for a protein of 315 amino acids.
AUGAACCGCUUCUUCCCUUUGGCUGCCCUGGCCGUCGCUCCUCUGGCAGAGGCUCGCUUGAACCGCCUCGUGGAGCGCCACAAUGCCGCCGAGUGCUGUCCCUGCCCGGCGCCCGGCGCUCCGAACCAGCCCGUAACCGUCACCGUCACGCAACAAGCCCCCGCCCCGGCACCGCAGACCGUCACGGUAGAACGAGUAGUCGCUGGGCCUCCUGCGCCCGUCUAUGUUACGCAAAACAACAACAACAAUAACAACAACAUUAAUAACAACAACGUCGGCUAUCAGGGCCAGCCUCAGGCCGUCACCGUCGUCAACAACCGCCCACAGCAAGAGACUCUGACCGUCACCAGCGGCGGCGUGCGCCCCGACCCGGCCCCGUAUGCCGGCUUUCCCAACGUCACCGCCACGGCGGGCCCUCGGGCGACGGACCCCGCUAGUUCCCCCAAGCAGCCCGUCGAGAGCCCGUCCCGGCCCAGGGAGGGCUCGCCCAAUACCACCAAAACGAUCACCGUCAUCCCUCAGCCAAGCGUCCAGGAUGCCCCGGCGGCGCCGGUCACCGUCACCGUGCCGCCCAUGCAGCCUCAGGGCACCGGCACCGGCCCUUACCAGACGGUCACGCAGACGGUCCAGGGCGGCGGGGGCGAUAACAUUGAAAUCAUCAUCAUCAACAUCAACACGGGCGAGACGUCGUGCAAGAAGAAGCACAGCGGCAAGCCCUGCCACAGGGGCCAUGGCAACCCCGUCGUCGUCUCCUCCCGCCCCUGCCCCUCCGCCGCCAACUCGACGAGCAUCGCCACCGUCUUCAACACGGUGAGUGUCGUCGUCGGCGGCCCCUCGAGGCCCUCCAACGGCACGGCGUCGGCCAUGGGAGCCGCCAAGGCGACGGGCAUGACGAAGAGAUCCGAGGGCCGGAAGCCCCGAGCGCCUCUCUCGCCGAGGACCUUCUAA